GAACUUCGUUCCUCCUUUAUCCAAUCCCCUCUUCUUGUUCGGUAGCGAUGCCUCCCAAAAGGCGUAGACAAAGGCAAAUGUCGGUCGCCUCGAACGUCGACGAGGCUGACGAUAGUUCAUCGGAGCUGGCACCUGACAAGAAGAAAGUACGAUGGAAGGGAAGCUCGAGACAAUCGAAUGACGACGAUGAAGACAGUAGCAGUGGUGAGGAAGAGGAAAAUUCGACGACUUCUGAGCAGAUAUGCCUGGCGGCAUUUUGUACCCACGGCCGUGUGGGCGUCGCGUACUAUGAGCCGGUCAAGGGUGUCAUACAUGUGCUCGAAGACACUCAGGAAACCGUUCACUUCGAUUUGACACGCUUGCUCCUCGAGCAGAUCCAGCCAGACAUCGUGUUGACCAGUUCAAAAUCCGAGGACGCGUUCAUUGAUGUACUCAGGGACCAUAGUAAUAUCUUCUUCCCUUUAUUCUGA
Coprinopsis cinerea okayama7#130 is the source of this 470-nucleotide messenger RNA. RefSeq lists its product as hypothetical. The coding region runs from base 48 to 470 and encodes 140 amino acids. NCBI's taxonomy places the organism in Eukaryota, Fungi, Basidiomycota, Agaricomycetes, Agaricales, Psathyrellaceae. The transcript is spliced from 4 exons. The record is from RefSeq and is a predicted model, not a curated record.